GGCUUGACGACGUAAAGUUGUCGAUGCGCUAAGAGACAUCACAUCGCAACUACUAGGAGGGGGUAUGUAAUAAUGUCUCGUCAAGCAAUCAGCGCUCAGCACCACGUUCUACGGGCUCUCGCCCAAUGGCCCAAAGACACUUUGCGACCUCAGAUCCAGUUUCAAGAUGUACUGCGCAAGCGAUUUGAAGCUUCUUCUGGUCUAUCCGAGCAAGACCAGCUGAAACAAGCCAAAGCGCUAUACUCACUUCUGAAUAACCGGUAUAAGAAAACGUACCCCAUUACAGGCUCUCUAUUACGCCCUAGAAGUAAGCCGACGUAUUUUACAGAUUUGGUAAAGGAGCUUGAGGAGGCACCGACCCGAUCCUACUUGGACAGGUUAUGGUUGCGGGUGAAGGGCAUUGUCCGAAUACAAUAACACGUAUUAUAUAGAUUAUAGAAGAGUUAGCAAAUCAAUUCUACUCAGGGUCACGGAUAUUGCACAA
Daldinia vernicosa is the source of this 484-nucleotide messenger RNA. RefSeq lists its product as uncharacterized. Gene Ontology annotation, biological process: mitochondrial respiratory chain complex III assembly. NCBI's taxonomy places the organism in Eukaryota, Fungi, Ascomycota, Sordariomycetes, Xylariales, Hypoxylaceae. Bases 73 to 417 code for a protein of 114 amino acids. Gene Ontology annotation, molecular function: ribosome binding. The record is from RefSeq and is a predicted model, not a curated record. The transcript has 3 exons. Gene Ontology annotation, cellular component: mitochondrion; Cbp3p-Cbp6 complex.